AUCCGCUUCAUCUCUCCUUUUUUUUUUUCUUUCUCUUUAUUUUCUUAAAGAUGAACUUGAGUGGAGAGAUGCUCUAUGUAUUCUUUCACCAAGUCAUGUUUCUAUUGACUGGUUUGUCUACUACUUUAGGAACGCAAUGGUUGUUUUAUCACGGCGCAGCGACGGGUGACAGUUAUUUAGCACAACUAGCACAAUAUCUCGGCAUGGUAUUGGUUGGUUUACUUGUACCUAUAUUACUCAAAAAUAAACAAAAAGGAUACAAUAAGCUUGCUCAAGAAGAACCUGUUGAUAUUCAUAUGGUUCAGAUCAAUCAUGACGAGACACCAACAAAGCAGAAUUUUGAAGAAGGACCUAUCCAUCAUAAAUCGAUUAUGAAGUUGGCAGUGUUGGAUGUGUUUGCUAAUUUUUGCGUCACAUUAGGCUUCUCUAUUGUAGGAAGUGGUAUGUAUCAAGUAAUUUACAGCAGUGUGGUUAUUUGGUGUGCUAUUUUAACUUGGUUCUUGAUGAACCGAACAUUGACCAAGAUUCAAUGGUUUUCUAUCUUUGGCACCAGUGCUGGUCUCGCUAUUAGUUCCAUGGGCAACUUUGAUACAGCACAAAUAGACGAAGCACAAACAGCAGCAGCGGCAUUAUUGAUGUUUGGUACUAUCAUGACUCUUGGUGGCACUUUCUUUUAUUCUUGUGUUUAUGUAUAUUCUGACUAUAUCAUGUCUCAACAAAAACCACCACCAUUGGCUGCUAGAGUAUGUUUCUCUACUGGCAUAUACACAUCAUGCAUUUCACUUGUAUGGAUUGUUGUCUAUACUCUACCUCGAUUUGACCAGCUUAUUCAUCUUAAACAAGGCACUUCAGUUCAAUCUGUCUGGUUCAUGUAUAUUCUUGUUUCUGUAUCCAAUGCAUGUCACUCAUGGAAUUACUAUGAACUCAUUGACCGAACUGGCAGUGUAGCCACUGGCAUUUUACAAGGAUUAAGAGCUGUGCUUAUCUAUAUCAUUAGUGACUCAUGGUAUUGUGAAUCUGAUCCAGCACAAUGUAAGUUGAGUAUCUUGUUGUGUUUUACUUAGUGUUCUGUAGGCUUUACUCAAUACAAAGGCAUUGGAUCCAUUCUUGUCAUUGGCUGUGUACUAUUAUUUACCAUUGGCCGUAAUACUUCACCAAGCAAAAAUAUAUAAAAUAAAAAAAGUUUUUUUUUUU
Molecule: messenger RNA, 1194 nt
Organism: Gilbertella persicaria
Lineage: Eukaryota; Fungi; Mucoromycota; Mucoromycetes; Mucorales; Choanephoraceae
Exons: 5
Coding region: 51-1064 (337 amino acids)
Cellular component (GO): membrane
Source: RefSeq, a predicted model, not a curated record